Molecule: messenger RNA, 1738 nt
Organism: Oryzias latipes (Japanese medaka)
Lineage: Eukaryota; Metazoa; Chordata; Actinopteri; Beloniformes; Adrianichthyidae
Gene: dazl
Product: deleted in azoospermia-like
Biological process (GO): positive regulation of translational initiation; 3'-UTR-mediated mRNA stabilization
Cellular component (GO): cytoplasm
Molecular function (GO): translation activator activity; mRNA 3'-UTR binding
Source: RefSeq, marked provisional
CGGACGUGAUGGGCGUGGUUUCGGAUCAUUCUCGAUUGCUGAGCAGAGCCUUGAAGAUCCGCGGCUUGGGUUUCUGGCCAAAUUCUUGGUUUUAAUCAUUUUAGAAAUGGAUCUGAACAGACCCAGAAGUAUUAAUCAGACAGUCUCUCCCUAUAAGUUGGCUAAUGGAUUCAUUUUGCCUGAGGGCAAACUGACGCCCAACAGCCUUUUUGUUGGAGGGAUCGACAUGAAGGUGGAUGAAAAUGAAAUAAAGGAGUUCUUUGCCAGAUAUGGUUCCGUCAGGGAAGUAAAGAUCAUCAGGUACCGCGGUGGGCUCUGCAAAGGAUACGGGUUCGUGUACUUCAAUGAAGAUGUAGACAUUCAGUCAAUCAUUGAGCAACAAAUCAUUUUUAUGGGUCGGAAACUGAAGCUGGGCCCUGCUAUUUUGAAAGAAAAGAGGCCUCGGUCUAUUCCGCCUGGCUUUGUUGGCAAUGGUGCCUGGAUGAAUCCCACCCAGUACUUUUACUGUGCUUGCUGUCCCCCUUUAGGAGGAGGGGUGACACAACCCUCACCCAUUGUCAGUGGAGGCACUCCAUAUAAUCAGCCGUAUUCAUACUCCAACUUUGGUGGGAUAGUGAUUCCACAGAUGCCAGUGAGCUAUCCUCAGAACGCCUACACUUACCAGUACAGCACACCAGCAUGGACCCCAGACCAGCGGACACACCCUUUACAUCAGAGCUUUGUGGACUGUGGGGUCCAGACUAUGCGAACGGUGCUGUAGUAGCAGCCUCUGGGCUCCUGUUCUAGGUGUUUUUUAUUUAAAGGAGUCGGAUACUUAAAAAUGCCACCUUGAGGUUCUGGACAUCAGGAACCCAGCUCUUCUGGUGGUUUUCAGAAUACCUUCAUCAUCCUCACCUCAAAACUUCAAGAGCCAUUUUAGCACCAGCUUUUUUUUUUUUUUUUUUCCCACUUCAUCAAAGAUUGUACCAACCACAACAAAGGAUCACUUUCUUUUGAGACAAAAGAUGAAAAGACUUUUAAGCUCACUUUUGUGCUUAUUUAUAUUUUAUAUAUGUUUUUUCUGGAUUUAUUAUAAAAGUUUCUUUGGUUUGGGUAUUAAUAAUAUAAAGGUUCUCUGUACAUAUGUGUGUAUAUUGUAACAAAACCUUGACUGCAAUUUUGUUUUCAUUUCAAAGCAUCACUUUAGGUCAAACGUUCCUUCACUUUGUACCGUCAUAAGCUUUAAUACCAUUUAAAACUAUGAUUAUUUUAAAGCACUGUUGGUUUUUGUACUUGAUUGGGUUUCACCUCAUUGUUAUUUGGGUUCUUAGUUGGUCUACUGGUUCCAGACGUUCAGAGACCGCCACAGCUAAACUUUGGGUUUCAGCACUCAAAUCAAUUGAAUUUUGGAGGAAUGAGAAGCUUUCUGUAGUGAAGGAAUAAGGGAGAUGUUUUUCUUUUUUUCACAUCACUGUAGUUCACUGUACAUCCAUUACACUGUCUCGUCUUUUAAUGCAGAAGCACAACUUGGAGGAUUUUAGAUGAAAACCUUACAUGUCGGAAUAACUUUUAGAUGCAGUGAGGUGUUAUAGAGGAUGCACAGUUUAUGUCUCCAAACCACAUGGAUGCAGUUUUUAAUUGGCACUGUCUUUGAGGUAAAUGGAAGCAAUUGUGUCAAGAUAUUUGUUGAGAGCCUGAGCAUUGUUUGUUUUUGUUGUGUAGGCUUUCUGUUGAAUAAAGGUUGGAAUUUGUAUUUUCA